AUUUAAAAAAAAAAAAGGGCCAAAUUUAAAUACCUGUGGUUGUUUUUUCCCGGAAAAUCUCGUCCACGAGCUUCACUUUCUCUGAAACUCACCUUCAAUUCCCAGCAAAAAAGUUUCCACCUUUACCCACUUCCCAUCAAUUUUAUAGAACUUUCAAUCCCAAACUAAAGAUCGGAAAUCAAUUCUAGUGACAGCCACUCCGUCACUGAAUCAUGUAAUUCCGACAGUUUUGGCCUUGGUUUGGUGAUAAGUAAUGGUGGGGAUGAGAGAAUGAUUGGAGCGCCACUCCUACAAGCGCCACUCUUCCCAAAAGAGGAACUAAUACCAAGAAACCCAGAAUUCAACUUGAAAUCAAAAGAGAGAGAGUGUUUGCACCUGUUGAAGAGAUGCAACGAUGUGGAGGAGCUCAAGCAGGUCCACUCCAGAUUCGUCAAGCUCGGCCUCUUCUGGUCUUCUCCUUUCUCCACGAGCAGCAUUUUAUCCGCCUGCGCUCUCUCGGGCUGGGAGGACGGCAUGGAUUACGCCGACUCUGUUUUCCGAGUGAUUGAUGAUCCGUGUGCCUUCGAUUUCAACACAAUGAUCAGAGGGUACGUAAAGGAAUCGAGAUUCGAGGAAGCUUUGGAUGUUUAUAACGAGAUGAUCGAGAGAGGGAUCGAACCGGAUAAUUUCACGUACCCGGCUCUCCUCAAGGCUUGCACUAGGAUGAAGGCGGUUCGACAAGGGAAGCAGAUUCACGGGCAUGUCUUCAAGCUCGGCCUCGAUACUGAUAUCUACGUGCAGAACGGCUUGAUCCAUAUGUACGGAAAAUGUGGAGAAAUAGCACUUUCUCGUGCGGUGUUUGAGAAGUUGGAAGCCAAGACAGUUGCUUCUUGGAGUUCCGUGAUUUCAGCUCAUGCCGGGGAGGGAAUGUGGAUCGAUUGCUUGAGGUUAUUCCAAGAAAUGUGUAGAGAGGAUGAUCUGAGAGCAGAGGAAAGCGCGUUGGUCAGUGCCCUCUCGGCUUGCGCUAACACGGGUUAUCGCAAUCUGGGAAUGAGCAUACAUGGCUUCCUGUUAAGAAACAUAAGUGAACACAACAUUAUAGUCGAGACGUCGCUCAUAGAUAUGUAUGGUAAAUGCGGGUGCUUAGACAAAGCAUCGAGAGUUUUUAAUCAGAUGGAAACUAGGAACAAUUUGACUUACAGCGCGAUGAUCUCGGGACUCGCCCUCCAUGGCCAAGGAGAAGCGGCUUUGAGGACGUUCUCGGAGAUGGCGGAAGAAGAAGGGUUUGAACCGGAUCAUGUCGUGUAUGUCAGUGUUCUCAAUGCCUGUAGCCAUUCCGGCCUCGUCAAAGAAGGCCUUCAAGUCUUCGAGAAAAUGAUGAUGGAAAAUAAGGUGGAACCGACGGUUCAACACUACGGCUGCCUGGUUGACCUUCUGGGAAGAGCCGGGCUGCUUGGGGAAGCCAUGGAAAUCAUCCAAAGCAUGCCUGUCGAGCAGAAUGAGGUUGUCUGGAGAAACUUACUCAGCUCAUGCAGAGUUCAUCGUAACACCGAGCUAGGCCAGAUCGCAGCUCGGGAACUACUUAAGCUAAACUCACACAACCCCGGUGACUAUUUGUUGAUCUCCAACAUGUAUUCACAGGCUCAGAUGUGGGAAGAUGUAGCUAGGGUCAGAACAGAAAUGGCAGUCAAGGGUUUAGCCCAAAUACCGGGAUUCAGCCUGGUCGAGGUAAAAGGGAAAACCUACAGGUUUGUAUCACAGGAUAGGGCUCACCCACAAUCAAAAGAAAUCUACAAGAUGAUACACCAGAUGGAAUGGCAGCUAAAAUUCGAAGGAUAUUCACAAGACACUACACAGGUAACACUCAAUGUAGAGGAAGAGGAAAAAAGAGACAGACUAAAAGGGCACAGUCAAAAGCUGGCUAUUGCCUUUGCACUGUUAUAUACAUCCCCAGGAUCUACUAUCAGGAUAGCUAGAAAUCUGAGAAUGUGUGGUGACUGCCACACUUAUACUAAAAUGAUCUCCAUGAUCUAUGAAAGAGAGAUUGUUGUAAGAGAUAAAAACAGGUUCCACCAUUUUAAAGGUGGAGUUUGCUCCUGUAAAGAUUACUGGUGAUUCAGCUGCUUCACUGUCCCCUAUUUUCU
Molecule: messenger RNA, 2123 nt
Organism: Tarenaya hassleriana
Lineage: Eukaryota; Viridiplantae; Streptophyta; Magnoliopsida; Brassicales; Cleomaceae
Product: pentatricopeptide repeat-containing protein At1g31920
Exons: 1
Coding region: 271-2094 (607 amino acids)
Biological process (GO): RNA modification
Molecular function (GO): RNA binding; zinc ion binding; protein binding
Source: RefSeq, a predicted model, not a curated record